Messenger RNA from Capronia epimyces CBS 606.96, 2151 nucleotides. RefSeq lists its product as uncharacterized. The transcript has 3 exons. Bases 1 to 2151 code for a protein of 716 amino acids. Gene Ontology annotation, molecular function: DNA-binding transcription factor activity, RNA polymerase II-specific; zinc ion binding. NCBI's taxonomy places the organism in Eukaryota, Fungi, Ascomycota, Eurotiomycetes, Chaetothyriales, Herpotrichiellaceae. The record is from RefSeq and is a predicted model, not a curated record. Gene Ontology annotation, biological process: regulation of DNA-templated transcription.
AUGUCGGAUGAUCCGAUCCGGCGCCAGGUUCAGAGAGGGAAUCGAAGCUGUUCUGAGUGCAGACGCCUCAAGGUCCGCUGCAUUCGGACUCCUCCAGAGGCACCAACCUGCCGAAACUGUGAAGACUGGGACAUCGCAUGCGUUCAACAGGUUUGCAGUCCGCGACCAAUUCAGAGCCAACGACUGCCUUCUGGAUACCGAACCGCUCAACUGGAAUCAGAAGUCGCCAGCCUAAGGGCUGCUGUGCGUGACAUCCGACGCAGCCUGGGAUAUCGGCCAGCUGUGAUCCCAGAAUCAACUGGUGCUUACCCGGGAAAGAGUCUCGACAUCUUCCACUCCGUCGUCGUCGACGACGAUGACUCCUCCUCCUCCCCAAGAGUCUCAGGUGUCCUCGCAGCAGAGCAACCUUCUUAUAUGCGGUCGUUGUUGCACAACGACUUGCUCAGUGUAGCAUCGCCUCACCAUGAUCAGUACCUCAGAGACAUCAAGACAAUAACCUCCGCACACUUACUGAACUUGUCUAGGCAAGCACUACAGAAGUUGAUACCGCCCGAGAACGAGAUCUCCGAGCUUGCAAGAUCUAGUUUCAGAUGGCUUGGGCUCAUUUAUGCCCUGCAUCCCCUACCAUUUGCGUUCAGUUCCCAGCAGGAAAUACUGGAAAGCUACGGCUCCAUGCAUCAGCCUGGUGUUGAUAUCAUAGAUCUUGCUUCAUGGCUUCUCGAUGUUUCGUUUUUGGCUCUGCAGGACGGGCAAGGACGGGCUACUCCUGCCACCAAACUUCAAAACACUCAAAGGGCCACGUCCUUCCCCCGAGCCGUAGCUUAUACGGUGGAAACCAUGAUCCUGUCUCAUGAUCGAAUCACGAGAAUAGAGCGUGGGAUAGUGAUGGCGAUGCGUCUUCUUCGACUUCAGAUGGGCAUGGGAAAGUUUGAAAAGGCGUGGCUCCGAUCGCGACAUAUCAUCGCGGUCGCGGAGCUUUCCGGAAUUCCCAGUAUAUCCCGAGCGGUCCAUUACAACAGAGCCAAUGGACUGGCCGUCGAUUACACCCAGCUUCAAACUGCUAAAUUGUGGGAACUGAUAUGUUCUCCAGAUAGGCUCCUCGCCAUGCUGGUCAAUCUGCCAUCCGGCACCAGGCGAUUUUGGCGCCCAACCAAUGAAUUAGCACUAGUUAUCAACGGUGUGGUGCAGCCUCCGACCUACUUGGCAUACCUGUCGGAUUUUGCCAACAGAGUCCAGUCUCUGGAGGAUAUGAGCAAGGCAGAAGGACUGGGUCCUGAGGUCUACGCAUCCGUAUUAGAGCUCGACAAAGACAUGAGGAUGCUUGCAUCUCACACCCCCAGACCCUGGUGGACUGAAGAGACUGAACCCCGAAAUUCAGGCCGCGUACUCCAGGUUAUGCAUUUCUACAUCCUGUUGAGGGUGCACCUACCCUUUGCCAUGCGACGACAGCCCAAUGAAGAGUACUUCUACAGCCGCCUGACCUGUAUGGAUGCAUGUGAGUCAGUAGUGGAGCGCUAUCCAUUCUUGCGUUUGGCGGUUCCUUCGGGCGCCUUUAUCGCACGGCUCUUGGAUCUGCAGGCCUUCGUUGCCACGGUCGUCCUUCUCCUUACGUCUCACACCUCGCCCUCGACGGACCGCUUGGAACUAGAGGUCAACAAGCCGAGAAGGGAAGCUGCGAUUGCGGCAAUGUUCAACUUCCUAGAAGACCACGGCUCAUCCUGUUCCAGCUUUGCCCAUCAUGGCGUUGUCACCAUCCGCUCGCUUCAGGCACUGCUCCAGCAAGAUAGCAAUGCCUCGAUUUUACAGCAAUUGAGAUUGAAAGUGCCGCUUCUUGGGACCGUCCUUGUCCACCGCAACGAGCAUCUAGCAUAUGCACCACCGGCCGACAAUCUUGAGGCUUUACAUACUGGAGAACAAUCAAGCAUGGAUUUGAUGAACAAGCCGCUCGAUGCUCAGAAUAAGGGGGACUCUACUCUCAACCAUGAUUCCGCUUGGACGCCCGCCACACAGCUUCGAGCAGAAUGGCACCCGAAUCAGUUCUCGUGGUCGAUCGAGGAGAACCAUGGAAAUUUAUUCGAAGAUUCCUACAUGGACAAGGCCUUUGACCAGUCUCCAAUGUGGCAGACACAAAUUGAUAAUUUACCUCCCUAG